Wasmannia auropunctata (little fire ant) is the source of this 2305-nucleotide messenger RNA. It is a transcript of the gene Cat, whose product is annotated as catalase. NCBI's taxonomy places the organism in Eukaryota, Metazoa, Arthropoda, Insecta, Hymenoptera, Formicidae. The record is from RefSeq and is a predicted model, not a curated record. The coding region runs from base 16 to 1857 and encodes 613 amino acids. The transcript has 8 exons. Gene Ontology annotation, biological process: response to hydrogen peroxide; hydrogen peroxide catabolic process. Gene Ontology annotation, cellular component: cytoplasm; mitochondrion; peroxisome. Gene Ontology annotation, molecular function: catalase activity; heme binding.
GGAUCGAGCUGAGGUAUGCCGAGGACGUGUUCGGACUUCGGCCGGCUCUUUCGAACGAUACCGCCGCUCCUCCAGCGACGUGAAGUUGCCGCGAGACCCACGAGCUCCCACCCAUCAUCGUUCUCGUCCGCCGCCGCGUCCCGGCAGUCCCGGCACGACGGAUGUGAUAAAAGCUCGCCGCCGUCGCCGCCGGCCAGUCGCCGCAAAACACUGGGGGACUUGUUUGUACCUGUAAACCACGUCGUGUUCGAUUCCGCGCUUGACGUAUCUUCGUUUAGACGAUUUUAUAGUAGUUGCGAGAAAUCAACCGGCGAGAUGGCCUGCCCAAUGAGAGACCCCGCUUCGGAACAGCUGAACGAUUACAAGAGAAAACUUAAGGGUGAGGCACCUGUAUUAUUAACCGCCAAUGGAGCGCCCAUCGCCGAGAAGAAGGCCAGCCUCACGGUUGGUCCUCGUGGACCCAUGUUGCUGCAAGACUUCGUUUACUUGGACGAAAUGUCACACUUUGCUAGGGAAAGAAUUCCCGAACGAGUUGUGCACGCGAAGGGUGCCGGUGCGUUUGGCUACUUUGAAGUUACUCACGACAUCACCAAGUAUUCUAAAGCCAAGAUAUUUUCCAGCAUUGGAAAGAGGACGCCUAUUGCUAUAAGGUGCUCUACCGUCGGUGGUGAAAGCGGUUCUGCCGACACUGUCAGAGAUCCACGUGGAUUCGCCGUGAAAUUUUACACCGAGGAGGGUAUUUGGGAUCUCGUGGGCAACAAUACGCCGAUCUUCUUCAUUAAGGAUCCUCUCUUCUUCCCGAGUUUCAUACACACGCAGAAGAGAAAUCCAGCGACUCACUUGAAGGAUGCCGACAUGUUCUGGGACUUCAUUUCCCUCAGGCCUGAGACGACGCAUCAAGUUAUGUUCCUCUUCGGCGAUCGUGGCAUUCCCGACGGAUAUCGCCAUAUGAAUGGCUAUGGUUCGCAUACGUUUAAAUUGGUGAACAGCAAGAAUGAAAUGGUCUAUUGCAAAUUCCAUUACAAGACGAAUCAAGGCAUCAAGAAUAUCCUUGCAGAGAAGGCCGCCGAGCUUAGCGCUUCCGAUCCGGAUUACUCGAUCAGAGAUCUUUAUAAUGCUAUCGCUAAGAGCCAGUCUCCGUCCUGGACGCUCUAUAUCCAAGUGAUGACCGCUGAACAAGCAAAGAUGUUCAAGUGGAAUCCGUUUGACUUGACAAAGGUGUGGCCGCACAAGGAUUACCCAUUGAUACCGGUGGGCAAACUGGUGCUGGAUCGUAAUCCGGAGAAUUACUUCGCCGACGUGGAACAAAUGGCCUUCGAUCCGGCGCACAUGGUACCUGGUAUCGAGCCAAGUCCUGAUAAGAUGCUGCAGGGCCGACUCUUUGCCUACGGCGACACUCACAGGCAUCGCCUGGGACCGAAUCAUCUCCAAUUAGCAGUGAAUUGUCCUUACAAGGCGAUUUCCGCGAUGCAUUAUCAACGGGAUGGUUUCAUGCCGGUCAACAAUCACGGCGGCGCACCGAAUUAUUAUCCGAACAGCUUCAGCGGACCGAAGGAAUGUCCGGCCGUUCGCUCGCCGCCGUUCCCCGCGAGCGGUGACGUGGACCGUUACGAUCCCGUAGACGAGGACGACUUCGGUCAAGCUUCGACCUUCUGGAAUAAGACUCUCGACGAGGCAGCUAGGGAGAGACUGGUGCAGAAUAUGGUCGGAAGUCUACGCAACGCCUCGACAUUCAUCGUCGAGCGAGCUGUGCGAAACUUCGCUCGGGUGGACGUCGACCUCGCUCAGAGAUUGACGGACGGCUUGCGCAGAUGCGGAAUGAACAUUAACUACUUGGGAAAAUCGGCCAAUCUGUGAAGAGGAUAUAAUUGUCUCUUUCUCUUUCAUUUUGUACCAUUUAUACGUACCCUACUAUCGAAUACGUAACAAAAAUGUUAAAUACAUAAUUACGAUAUGUAACACUUUGUAUUAAUCGAAAACGUCAGAAAGAAUUUCUGCAACGCCGUACGUUGCUUUCAAACAAUAUUUUAUUGUAGAGUUAUCGUUUUAUAAUACUAAUACUAUUUCACGAGGGGUGUAGGUGUAAAGCUGUCAAUGAUGCCUUUUUACAUACAAGCUGCAACGUUUUUUGAAAAAGACAAAAUCGAAUGUUGUUCCACUAUUUUUUAGAAUGCUGCAUUUUACUGUAGUGAAGUAUUUUGAACUUUGUACAUGAAUACCAUUAAUUAGAUUUCAUGGCACUUUCAAAGAAGGAAUGUGUGUUGGGAUUUAUAUGUAAAUAAAAUUAUAGAAAUUGCUAUGUAAA